GGACACUGCGGACCGCGGACCAGAGCACCAGCAGCAGCAGCUUCCGGAGCAGUGGUAGCCAGACGCCCUGUGCUGUCUUUCCGUCGUCGAGACUAGGUCGCGGCCCUUUCCCUCCUCACCCGGUCGGUGGGUUGUGUCCUGGACGGAUUUAAACAGUCAAGUAAAAUCAAGCUGAGCGAUCAUGGCAGAAGGUGGAUUCGAUCCCUGUGAAUGUGUUUGCUCUCAUGAUCAAGUGAUGCGAAGGCUGAUCGAGUUGUUGCGGCAGUCCCAGUCCUACUGCACGGACACAGAAUGUCUUCAGGAAUUACCAGGACCCUCCGGUGACAACGGCAUCGAUAUUACUAUGAUCUUGAUGGCGUGGAUGGUUAUUGCAGUGAUCGCGUUCUUGCUGAGACCACCUAAUCUAAGAGGAUCCAACUUAUCCGGAAAGCCAACUAGUCCUCAUAAUGGACAAGAUCCACCAGCUCCUCCUGUGGACUAACUUUGUGACAAGGGAAGUGAAAAUAGUUAACACCUUGCAAGAUUAAAGGAACGAAGAUGACCAGAGUACUCUUAACUCCAUUAGAACUGUUUUUCUUUUUGCAUCUGCGACAUGGGAUGUUAUUGUUUUCAUGAGCUUCUAGAAACUUCAAUUGCGAACUUAUUUUUGCUUCCUGUGCUAUCACCAUUCCCAUUUGAAAUGUAUUUGAGUAAAUGAUUACAUUUUUAAAGUUACAUGGGGCUGUUUUGGUUGUCCUAAACAUUCUACUCAUUCUGUUUGUAAAUGUGAUUCCAAUUUUGGGGUGAUUUGUGACCUGAUGGAAGGAAAUUUGAGUUUUCUGCAUUUAAAUAUUUUAACUAGUUUUGAUAGGUUUUUAAGGUUUUGUUUUCUUCAUAAGGUAUUUACAAAGUUAUUUGGGGUUAUGUGGCAUUAUAUGAAAGAAAAUGAGAACCACGCUGUAUUUACAUUUACUUUGGGAGUUUAUAAGUGGGUGGAAGUUUUCUCUAAUUCUUGGGACUAUGCCAACUCUUGGAAUAUUUUACAAAUUAAUGCUGAAAUCUGUAUCAUCUAUUGGAGAUGAUUUAUGUGGCUAGAUUAGGAGAAGGAGAAAUGAAAUGGCUGUUUUAAUAAUUUUUUACACCCAUUAAAAAUGUCUAAUGUUAAUAA
This is a messenger RNA of Marmota monax (woodchuck), 1147 nucleotides long. RefSeq names its product small integral membrane protein 14-like. The record is from RefSeq and is a predicted model, not a curated record. Gene Ontology annotation, cellular component: endoplasmic reticulum. The transcript has a single exon. Lineage: Eukaryota; Metazoa; Chordata; Mammalia; Rodentia; Sciuridae. The coding region runs from base 182 to 481 and encodes 99 amino acids.